This is a messenger RNA of Helicoverpa zea (corn earworm), 4807 nucleotides long. RefSeq names its product G protein-coupled receptor kinase 1 (gene Gprk1). Bases 374 to 2497 code for a protein of 707 amino acids. Gene Ontology annotation, molecular function: G protein-coupled receptor kinase activity; G protein-coupled receptor binding; ATP binding. The record is from RefSeq and is a predicted model, not a curated record. NCBI's taxonomy places the organism in Eukaryota, Metazoa, Arthropoda, Insecta, Lepidoptera, Noctuidae. Gene Ontology annotation, biological process: G protein-coupled receptor signaling pathway; regulation of signal transduction; protein phosphorylation. The transcript has 16 exons.
AGUUCCGGAUGUGUGAGUAGUCGCGGAGUGACGGGUGUUGGAUUAGAUUACGUUUUUAGCGAUUGUAAAUCAUUAUUUGUUGUAGCUUCUUUCCGUGUAAUAUCUGCUACAAUUAAUUAUAAAAAUAACGUUAAUCUCUAAUGAUAGUUUGCGCAUAAGUUACGUGGUCCUAUGUUAGUAAAAAAAUAUUCUGCGAAUGUGAAUGAUCAGCAUGUGUCACCACUCAUCAACAAAUUCUGUGAAACGGUGAACAGUCGCGAUGUGAGGAAAGUUAUGACUAUCAGCUGAAAUCAACUUGAUUUAGUUAGUGUUUGUGUUGCGAACCAGUGUUAUUUAUUUUUUGUCUGGUGAAGGUGAUAAAUUCAGAGUCAAAAUGGCGGACCUCGAGGCUGUGCUGGCAGACGUCAGCUACUUGAUGGCUAUGGAGAAGUCGAAAUGCACUCCAGCAGCACGAGCUAGUAAAAAGAUUGUUCUGCCAGACCCAAGUGUUCGGAGUGUAAUGCACAAAUAUAUGGAAAAGAAGAAUGAAGUAAAUUUCGACAAAAUAUUCAAUCAAGUCUUAGGUUAUUUAUUAUUUAAGGAAUUUUGUGAACAGACUUCAGAUGAACCAGUGCCACAAUUAAAAUUUUAUGAAGAGAUUAAAUUAUACGAAAAGCAAGAAUGUAUUGAAGAGAGGCGGCGGAUCGCAAGGGAUAUUUAUGACAAUUUUAUUAUGAAAGAACUUCUAGCACAUUCACAUGAUUAUUCUAAAGAGUGUGUAGCGCAUGUACAAAAAUAUUUAAUGAAGCAUGAAGUGCCACCAAACCUAUUUGAGCCCUACAUUGAAGAAAUCUUCCAGCAUCUUCGAGGGGAGCCAUUUAAAAAUUUCUUAGAAAGUGACAAAUACACGAGGUUUUGUCAAUGGAAAAACUUAGAAUUAAACAUUCAGCUCACAAUGAACGACUUUAGCGUGCACCGCAUCAUCGGCCGGGGCGGGUUCGGAGAGGUGUACGGAUGUCGGAAGGCGGAUACGGGCAAAAUGUACGCAAUGAAGUGCCUCGACAAGAAGCGUAUAAAAAUGAAGCAAGGGGAGACUCUCGCCCUCAACGAAAGGAUUAUGCUCUCUCUAGUCAGUACCGGGGUCGACUGCCCAUUCAUCGUUUGCAUGACGUACGCAUUCCACACGCCGGACAAAUUGUGUUUUAUCUUGGACCUGAUGAACGGGGGAGACUUGCAUUAUCAUCUGUCACAACAUGGCGUCUUUAACGAGGCCGAAAUGAAGUUCUACGCUGCUGAAGUUAUAUUAGGUUUGGAACACAUGCACAAGCGUCACAUAGUCUACAGAGAUCUGAAGCCAGCGAACAUUCUCCUUGACGAGCACGGUCACGUCAGAAUAUCAGACCUUGGCCUCGCCUGUGACUUCUCCAAAAAGAAACCGCACGCCAGUGUGGGAACUCACGGCUACAUGGCACCCGAGGUGCUGUCAAAAGGCACGGGCUACGACUCCUCGGCCGAUUGGUUCAGUUUCGGCUGCAUGCUCUACAAGUUGCUGAAGGGACACUCGCCCUUCCGCCAGCACAAGACCAAGGAUAAGCACGAGAUUGACAGAAUGACGCUCACUAUGAACUACGAUGUCUUCCAGAACGUGGAGCUCCCGGAGUCGUUCAGCCCCAGCCUCAAGAGCCUGCUGGAGGGGCUGCUGCAGCGAGACAUUAAUAAGCGGCUGGGGUGCAAGGGACGAGGUGCCGACGAAGUAAAAGAGCACGUUUUCUUCGCGGGCAUCGACUGGCAGCAAGUGUACCACCAGAAGUACACGCCACCUCUGAUACCACCUCGCGGCGAGGUCAACGCGGCCGACGCUUUCGAUAUCGGCAGCUUUGAUGAGGAGGAUACCAAGGGGAUUAAGCUGACAGAAGCUGAUCAGAUGCAGUACAAAGACUUCCCGCUGGUGAUAUCGGAGCGCUGGCAGUCUGAGGUCGCGGAGACCGUGUUCGAGACCAUCAACCAGGAGGCCGACAAGAUGGAGCAGAAGAAGAAAGCCAAGCAGAAGCAGAAGUUCGAUGCUGAUGAGAAAGAAUCGGACUGCAUUCUUCACGGGUACAUCAAGAAGCUUGGUGGUCCGUUCGCGAGCGCGUGGCAGACUCGCUACGCCAAGCUCUACCCGAACCGGCUUGAACUGCACUUGGAGAACAGCGCCAAGCCUGAGAUGAUCUUAUUGGACUCCGUCGAGGAAGUGUCCUCGGACCUUGUGUCCGUCAAGGGAGAACAGUGCAUUGUGCUCCGGACUAGGAACGAUACUAAGAUCGUGCUCACAAAUACUGACGAAAUCGGGCUCAAAGAGUGGGCGUUGUCCCUGCGAUCCGCGCACAAGUGCUCGCAGGAGCUGCUGGCGUCGAUGGCGCGCAAGGCGGGCAAGAUAUACGGCACGGACGGCGCCAAGGACGCCAUGUCGCUGGUGCGGCCGCCCGCGCCGCAGCCCUCGCCCGCGCUCGCCCGCGCGCCCAACGGGAGCAACUAGCAUGAGCUGUCCGCGCCCAACAAGGGCGCGAAGAUGUUCCGCCGCUCCAAGAGCGCGGCGCAACUCAUCAAGUGAGCGCCUGCGCGCCCGCCGCGAGCCUCCAGCGCCGCCCGCGCCGGCCCCGCCGGGCCCGCCGCAACGAGCCAGGCCCGCAGCGCUCGCCACACAGCUGACGCGCUCCGCGCCGCCCCGCCGCGCGAUGAACUCUUAGUGACUCUUUAGGACUGCCAAUUAUUAAUAAAUGAAUGCUGAUCGCAUUUUAUUGUUGUACGAAUUAAUGUGAUAGGACCGAUCAAAUUAAAAGUACGAUGUAUAAAUAUAUAUUUCGUUUACCUCCAGUGAUUUUCGAUUGUGGAUAAAAUAGUAACUUUUGUAAUCGUUUGCACCGAUUGAAUUUUGUAAUUAUUAACGUAACGUUCUGGAUGUUGUAUUUAACUCUGUGGUAGGUAUUGUAAAAAUUUAAUAACUUAUAAUUCGAGUAGAUAAGCAUAGCGACUACCUAUAUGUGUUUGUGCAAUAGAUCAAAAUAUAUUAAAUAAAAGUAAUAAAAACGUAACGAGUAAUCGUCGAGUCGGUUAAAAUUAAUAUUAGUGAAAGUCUUGACAAUUUUAAUGCAAUUGGAUUGUUCGUUGUGCGUAUAAUAUAGAAGCUUCAAAUUAAUCGAUUUAUAUCGUAAUUAGAAAUUCUAGCACUUUGGUUACGACUCUGAUAAUAUAAUUGCACACAGGUGGAGAUGUUCACGAGCUGUUUGUGUUGUCUCCGGUUGCUCUCUUACGCAAACUCUGAGUUACUGUUACAAAUAGUUCCUUUAAAUAUAACCUAACGUGGAACAAUUUUUUAUUGAUUAUAACGGUACUUAAAUGUAACACUUUUCUGUUGUGUUCCGAACCAACUGUUCAUAUUAAGUUUCAACAUUAUUUAUAUAAAUAAAUAGAGAAAAUGUAAGUAGAUCUAAUAAAAAUCUCUUUUUCAUAUAUAAUAUUUAGAGGCAAUACUUUUCUAACAACAUUUAGGUGUGAUUAAUAACAAUAGUUGUAAAGGCAAUAUUUAGAUGAAAAAAAAUAAUUAAAGCAUGUUCAAUGUCCAUGAAUUUAUGUGGGAACCAUUUUAGUUAGUAUUUAUUCCAUAGACGAUUUAUUAUGGCCUGGCCACGAUGACAUUUGUAUGUUGUGUAUGUUUUAUAAUAAUUGUAUACCAAUGCAAAUUUUAGUUAUUACUUGUUUUGAGUCUGAUGCAGAUUUAGUUUAUUCUAUAAUCAUGAUGGUGUUUAAUUCGUUGCCAUGAUUGUUUUAUAGGCUUCUAUAUUAUAUCUUAUUGAUUUUCUAUAUCCACAAAGUCAAUGAAUUUGACAUAAAUUAAGAAGCUGAGCAAUACUUAGAACAUGGUUAUCAGGGUGAGAUGUAAAUUUCAACUUGUAUCUUAAUUUUAAUGCUCUUCUGAUACUGAAUCACUGAGGAUUUGUUCAUUGAAUAUUUGAUAGUAAUAGUCGGUGAAUAUUAGAAAUAGAUCCUACUUUAGCAUUGCUUUGCUUCUUAUUUUACAAUUGUUUUACGUGUGCGUUAAUUCGAGCAUGCGGGCGAAGCAUAUUUGAUAAAAUAAUCAUUGAUAUAUUAUAUUACAUUGUUUUGUUAUAGAAUUUAGAUGCUAGUCAAAUAAAUUUUACUACAUUUAUUGAUUUUAAUAAAACUAAGUAACUUAUAUGUAUAAAAUAAUAGCUAUUACAGCUAAACAGUAUUAUAGGUUAGUUGUUUUCUUGAUAAAAUCUUUCUAUUGUGAUAUGUUUCAAACGUUUGCAUAGAAUAGAUGUAUCUGUGACAGUAGUACUCUUCCUCCUGGUAUAUUUUCUUCAUGUACGAUUAUGUAGUACCAGAUUAGUUGCUAUUCUUCACGUAAUGAUAUACCGCUUUAAUAUAUUCAUUGCUCUAGAAAACAAGCAUGAGAUAUUGAUUAUGAAACGUAGUAUUAGUUAGCACACUUGAAGGCUAAACCUUGAAUUGCAUUUGCAAAAUCCUUUAUGAAUUUGAAGGCCAAAGUAGUCGGGGAUAUUCAACAUUCCGGUAUGCCAAAUUAGAUUAUAAUGGUGGGUUAAUAUGAUGCAUUUAAAAGUUUUUAUUUAUUGACUGCGCACAAUAUUGUUCGCCCCAUUAAUUGAGAGCUAUACAAACAUUGCUUAUUUAUGCUGACCGAGUUAAAAUUGUAUUGUCGAUAGCCACCGGCUAUGUCUGCAUCAGACAAACUGUUACAUACCUCUGUUAGAAAAUAUUUUUAUUGUGAACCUACAUUAUGUGUAGUAAAUUGUUUAUUUAAUCA